ACAACACGGACAGAGAGACCAGCCGAGAUAAAACAUGAAGCGAAGUUACGAGAGCGGUUCAAAGAAAAUGAAGAAGAGGGAGAAAAAGCAGGAGUUUUUAACAAACCUGCCAAAGUUGUCACAAGAUACAGUACACAAGACCACGAUCAACCUACUGCCACCCUCUGGAAAACCAAGGUGAGUGCCAGUGCUCAGCUGGAUGAAGAAGCUGAUCAAGCCACAGUGGGUGUCUUUGGCUACACCUGCGCUGUGCUACGCCAUAAACUGUAUUGGCUACAAGAAGGAUGCUCAGAAAGUUCCUGGCUUCAAAUUAAGGACGGACAUGAUGACAGAGAGAAAAACGGACAACGUGAUGAGCCACGGGAGACAAACAAUGUGAUUUCUUCAUCCUGCCAGUAAUUCCUGUUACCAGCUGUUUUACACUUAACAGGGUUUGCUUCAAAGUCCAGUUGUUCGAAGAAUUCUCAGAAGAGUGGUUUGCUGCAUUCCCUGGCCUGUGAUACACGCAGUAAUGGACAGCAGUGAUCCACAGGAUGAUGAAAGACGAGGCAGAGGGAAAGAGAGUGUCGGCAAGAACGACAAACAGCUGAAGAACCAGCUCAACUGUGAAAAAGGAGAGCAGGAGAACAAAGGGAAUGAGAAGGAGAAGAAGAAAGAGAGACGGCGUUCUGGGUCUCUGUGGAGGACUGGAUGGGCGCUGAGUGAAAGACUAGCCAUCAAUGUCUCAGGGAUGCGUUAUGAGACUCAGCUUCGCACCUUAGCCCAAUUCCCUGACUCCAUGCUUGGUGACCCCAGGCGGAGGUCACGGUACUUUGACCCGCUUCGCAACGAACUCUUCCUGGACCGAAAUCGCGCCUGCUUCGAUGCCAUUCUUUACUUUUACCAGUCAGGCGGGAGGCUUCGGAGGCCCGCCAACAUACCCCUGGACAUCUUCAUGGAUGAGCUGACAUUCUACGAGCUGGGAGAGGACAUCAUAAACCGCUUCAAGGAGGACGAGGGUUUUCCAAAAGAGGAGGAGAGGCCGCUGCCAUCCAACGAAAUCCAGAGAAGACUGUGGAUGCUUUUUGAGCAUCCAGAGUCGUCAUCGGGCGCACGCAUCAUAGCCAUCAUCAGUGUUAUGGUCAUUGUGGUGUCCAUCCUCAUCUUCUGCCUGGAGACACUGCCAGACUUCAGGAGUGAGAAAGAGACACGAGAGGAAUAUUUUUACAGGUACCACUCUCAGGCAAAGAACGUAUCUGAGAAUAUGCCUCCUCCACACAGUGUUUUCCAUGACCCCUUUUUCAUGGUGGAGACCAUCUGUAUAUGCUGGUUCUCCUUUGAGCUCCUGAUGCGCUUCGCUUGCUCUCCCAGCAAGACGCACUUCUUCAAGGAUGUCAUGAACAUCAUUGAUUUCAGUGCCAUCCUCCCCUAUUUUGUUACUCUGGGUACCGAGCUGGCUAAAGACAAUGACGCCUCUCCAGCCACAUCCUUGGCCAUCAUCAGAGUCAUCAGAUUAGUGAGGGUGUUCAGGAUCUUCAAGUUGUCUCGUCACUCAAAGGGCCUCCAGAUCCUUGGUCAGACACUGAGGGCCAGCAUGCGUGAGCUGGGCCUGCUUAUUUUUUUCCUGUUUAUCGGUGUCAUCCUUUUCUCCAGCGCCAUCUACUUUGCUGAGGCUGACCACACCAACACAGACUUUAUCAGUAUACCACAUGCCUUCUGGUGGGCAGUUGUCACCAUGACUACAGUGGGCUACGGUGACAUGUACCCAGAGACAGUGUGGGGUAAGAUGGUGGGCUCAAUGUGCGCCAUUGCUGGCGUGCUCACCAUCUCUCUGCCAGUGCCCGUCAUUGUGUCCAACUUUAGCUACUUCUACCAUCGGGAGACUGAAUGUGAGGAUAAUACUGAGUACAGACAUGUCCAGACAAGUCUGUGGGAAGAUGAGGGGCCAGAAGACGAGGAAGGUGAGGAAGGGGAUAGAGAUCCGGAGGGAGAUUAUUAUGCCAUUGAAGGCAUCUGCAGCCCUUUGAAUGGGACUCUGCUGGGUGGACUGUGUACAGGACAGAGCACAGAGUUUAGAGGAGGAAACAUGUAUCUGAGGGAACCACUGGUUACUCAAGUGUAGGGAGGAUGGAUGUUGUUUUGCACCUUUUGACAAGGACAAAACAGAAGUGAAUGAAAAAGCUGAAUGAGACAUGAAAUUUGAAAAAAACAAGAAGCUCAAACCAUAAAUAAAUCUCUAAUAUGUCUACUAAAUACUUAAUAUUGCCUUUACUUGUUCAUUUAUUAGUAUUUAUCACUUGCCAGCAAUUGGCACUGAAAGGCAACUCUUGUACAAUAUAGCUUUAAAAAAGCAAGAAAACAACUGAGUUAGUUUCACAUUCUCAGGUCUUGAUAUACACUGUAAAUAUCAAAUGAGCUGUUACUAAUUAAUGCUUCCAGCUUUGUUUUUGAAGAAGACUUUCUAAAUGUCUGCUCUGUGCCUUGAAACUAUAAUGUCUUAGUAGGGCUACUUGCACUUUUUUGGCUAAUUGUUUAAAAUGAAAGGAGAUAGAUUAUUGGUCGUAUAGAUUUCAUCAAAACUCAUCCAAACACCAGCAGAGCUGUCGACACAGACAGAUUAAAAUUGUGUCAUAAACCAACCCCACAUUCUCAACAUUCUUCUGUAAGUAAUGUACAAAGUUGACAUUUGCGUAGUUUUGGCUCAUGUCACCUGAAGGGACAGGCAUAACCUUUAUCAUGCUGUAAUACAACACUGUUUCACACGUAAUGACACAGUGUUAUCCAUUUGUGUUUAAGAGUGAAGUUUUAAUUGCAGAAGUUCUGUAUUUAGCUGCUGAAUUAGGCCUGUGCAGUCAGUGUUUUUAAUAAAGGUUAUAUUUUAUUAAUUUUCUCAAAA
Messenger RNA from Plectropomus leopardus (leopard coralgrouper), 2875 nucleotides. Its product is annotated as potassium voltage-gated channel subfamily A member 7-like. Gene Ontology annotation, molecular function: protein binding; delayed rectifier potassium channel activity. The record is from RefSeq and is a predicted model, not a curated record. Gene Ontology annotation, cellular component: voltage-gated potassium channel complex; membrane. Lineage: Eukaryota; Metazoa; Chordata; Actinopteri; Perciformes; Serranidae. Gene Ontology annotation, biological process: action potential; protein homooligomerization; potassium ion transmembrane transport.